CCGUGGAUGGCCGAUCACGCGUCCUCCCCACCAGCGCCCUGGCUCGUUUUUGUUUCCUCUGCUUCUUCCGCCUGCUCCUUCUUGCCCUGCACAUCCGCUCUGGCUCGAGCCCUUGAUAUACACGUUAAGUUCCGCGCAGUUAUUAUAUCUAAUAUCCCUGGGCCAGCAAUGCGCUCGGUCAUCGUGCUCCUGCUGCUGGGCGUGCCCCACGUCGCGGCGCUGCAGGCUGGCGUGGAGUCGGCGUCCGAGAGGAAGCAGAGGGUGCUGACGGAGCUGACGGAGCACGUCGAGGGCCUGCUGCAGACCUUGGACCAGGGGGCGGGGAAGGGCAACCAGACGGUGCCGCACGUGAAGCUGCAGGCGCACAAGGCCCACGGGGAGGCCAAGAGCGAGCACAAGCAUCAGGCCGCGACGGAGCACAAGCCCAAGGCCGCAGCUGCUGGCCAGCACAAGGCCAAGUCCGCCUCGCUCCACAAGCAGGAGCAGAAGCACAGUGCGAAGGCGAAGUCCACCAGCGUGCAGAAGGGCAAGACGGGCGAGGCGAAGCUCCAGCUGCACGCCAAAGGGAAAUCGGUGGCCCAUCACAAGGCCAGCGCCGGAGCGAAGGGCGAGCACAAGUCCAAGGCUGAAGGCAAGAGCCAGCAUAAGGUCAGCGCUGCGGGCUCAGUGGAGCACAAGCACAGCCAGCAGCACAAGGUGAAGGCGGAGGCCAAGGUCCAGCACAAGUCCAAGGCUCAGGCGGCAGGCCAGCACAAGGCCCACGCCACAGCGAAAACACAUCACGCGGCGAAGGCGGAGGGCAAGGGGCAGCACAAGGCCUAGAGCGAGCUUCCGUAGCUGGGUGCGAGCAGGGGUACAAGGACCACCAGGCGAUGAUGCAGGCCAGGGCGUGAUGUUAGACCACCGUCGUGGCAGAAUUGAUGAUAAGCAGAUAUCGAAAUGCGCCUCCCAGCUGUUACCACCCGAAAACUUCAUUGCCCGUUUGGUCUGUGCCGCCGCCGCCGCCGCUGCCGUUACACCAUUUUGUUCUGGCGUCCUGGUGCAUGGCUGGGGAGUGCAUCACGACAUGGCAACCGACGAGCAUGUCCAGCCGCGCCGCCGCCUUCGCCUGCCCCCGUGCUCGGGUGCACAGGGUCGGGGCGCA
Molecule: messenger RNA, 1144 nt
Organism: Prorocentrum cordatum
Lineage: Eukaryota; Dinophyceae; Prorocentrales; Prorocentraceae
Source: the annotation of a GenBank genome assembly